Messenger RNA from Bipolaris sorokiniana ND90Pr, 588 nucleotides. RefSeq lists its product as uncharacterized. Gene Ontology annotation, molecular function: oxidoreductase activity, acting on NAD(P)H. The transcript has a single exon. The record is from RefSeq and is a predicted model, not a curated record. Bases 1 to 588 code for a protein of 195 amino acids. NCBI's taxonomy places the organism in Eukaryota, Fungi, Ascomycota, Dothideomycetes, Pleosporales, Pleosporaceae.
AUGUCAAUCGUGGUGAGGACUACCGCUGAUGCCUUAUUCAACGUCUUAGGGGUCCCUUUUGCCGAAAUUAAGGCAUCAGGAAUGCUAACUAAGAACGGCAUUCUGAUCUGGGGAGGCGGUAAUGCAGUAGGAUGGGCAGCGAUACAGCUCGCAAAAGCUGCAGGUAUCAGUCCUACCAUCAGUACGGCAUCUUCUUCUCACCAUCAAAUACUGAGGGAUCUGGGCUCAACAAACUGCUUCGACUACCGGGAUGAUGAUGUGGUCACGAAGAUCCAGAUUGCUAUUGAUCAAUCCGGUCAACCGUUAAAGCUCAUCUUCUAUUCAGUAUGCACGAAUGGACAAGCACCCUCGACGUCAAGAUUUGAUGCAAUCAACACUGCGUCGGGCGCUAUUUUUACUGGGACUUUGCUAGUACUCAGUGACAAAAACAAGCGGAUAUGGUGUUUGGCCGCUCAGGUCUGGGACCUGAACCUGCCUCCACCCAUAGGCUCCAUCUCGGCAAACAAGGAAUGGGAAUUACGCUUGAUUGAAACCGUCUCUUGGGCAACUGAAAACUACGGUAAAGGCUUCCGGCGAAGGGCGGAUUAG